AUGCACAAUGAUAACGAGAGACCAAAGAACAUCCCACCCUACACGCCGAUGUCCUCGCUCGGCCAUGAGUUAGGUGUGAUGUUCGCCUUUCUUGCGGCCUGUUUCGUGAUCAUGGGAUUAUACGUCUUCUUUUGGCGAGCGUUCGAACGCCGGGAGGCACAAAAGGAAAAGGCCCGCAAAGAGCGGUUUACGAGGAGAGACGUCCACCAUGAGCGCAGCGGCAUCCCCGAGAAAAUCUGGUGCUCGGGUGAAUCGAGCGGGCUGGGUGGAGAUGGAUGUCCUGGGUGCGCCGCGGAGGUGACAAUUCCGUUCCCAUAUUCUUGGGAUACUCUUGCCCCUGAAGUCCAGAGGUGUUUACUAAGGGUUGGGUGGCUGGGAUGGGAAUCUCUCCGUACUUACAAAAUGGAUCCAUUUUAG
Messenger RNA from Aspergillus oryzae RIB40, 417 nucleotides. RefSeq lists its product as uncharacterized. The record is from RefSeq and is a predicted model, not a curated record. NCBI's taxonomy places the organism in Eukaryota, Fungi, Ascomycota, Eurotiomycetes, Eurotiales, Aspergillaceae. The coding region runs from base 1 to 417 and encodes 138 amino acids. The transcript is spliced from 3 exons.